Messenger RNA from Achroia grisella, 886 nucleotides. RefSeq names its product post-GPI attachment to proteins factor 2-like. Gene Ontology annotation, cellular component: endoplasmic reticulum membrane; Golgi membrane. Gene Ontology annotation, biological process: GPI anchor biosynthetic process. The coding region runs from base 10 to 861 and encodes 283 amino acids. The record is from RefSeq and is a predicted model, not a curated record. The transcript is spliced from 6 exons. NCBI's taxonomy places the organism in Eukaryota, Metazoa, Arthropoda, Insecta, Lepidoptera, Pyralidae.
AGUGAUAAAAUGGUAAAUGACGCACAAGUACAGUCGCCACCAGAUUUGGUUGUGCGUGAAGAUAUUAACCGCACAAGCGUCGCGUGCAAUGUAAAUAGGAGUGUCAAAAUAUUAGAAUACAAGGGACUGCUAUGGUCAUGUGGUCUCCGACAGAUUUGUUUAACUGCCCUCUGGCUUCCACUUGGUGCUUUAAUAUUUUGUUACGUGACAGCGUCAAUAUUUCAAGCAGAUGACAUACACGAAACACAUUGUAGGGUAUACAAUGUAGUGCCGUCAAUAAGUGCGAUUACGGGUAUAAGCCCACAAAGGUACGUGUGGCGGAUAUGUGUUGCGUUCCACUUAGGACCAAGGUUGUUAAUAGGUUCCUUAUACUACAACUAUCACAAAGAACGCACCUCUCAUAUCGUCGAGGAAAAGUCUCGAGUACUAGCGACGAAAUUAGGUGAAGCUUGCUAUUGGCUCAAUUUUAUAGAGUUAUUCGCGUUGACUGGAGUGACUUAUGUAUCCAACAGAGAAAAUUAUUUCGUACAUGAGAAAAUCUUCAUAGUGUUCAUGAUAACCGCCCUGCUGCAUAUGCUAUGCCGGGCACGUGUGGGGGGCAUCGCCAGCGACAUAGUAGAACCGGUGAGGACCAACAAACUUGUGUGGAUUCUAUUCUACGUGGCCAUAGCAGCCACUGUCGGUCUUAUCAUAUUUUUCCUCAGACAUCGACUGCUCUGUAGACCUUUAGCGUUCACAUGGUUCUCGGUAUGCGAGUACAUUCUGGCGACUGCGAACAUGGCGUUCCAUGCGCUGGUAGUGCGUGAUCUUCCACUGCAUCAACUACAAGUUAUGUGUCCCACGCAUAGCAAGACAAACUAACAAUGUUAAGCUAUUUGAAGACUCA